Messenger RNA from Acanthosepion pharaonis, 540 nucleotides. NCBI's taxonomy places the organism in Eukaryota, Metazoa, Mollusca, Cephalopoda, Sepiida, Sepiidae. The record is from the annotation of a GenBank genome assembly.
AUGAGGCCGCCGCGCGGAAAAGAACAACGGCAGGGAAGCCCGCGGCGACAACGCGAGACGGAGCAACGCGACGCACGCCGCUGUCCUCAUUCGUUAAUUUUCUCUCUCCUCGUGAUUUUUCUUUUCCUCCUGUUUAUAUGUCUUCCUUUCUAUACAAACUGGCUGGAACAUCAAAUACUCGCCCCUUUGUGUCAGAAGAAAAUGUGUAACGCCCAGAGCUACAAAAGACGUCUGCUUUCCCUUAUUUUUUGCAUAAAUUCUUUUAUGUUUGGUUUUGUUUACUUUGUCUCGCAUAUGUUUCCUUUUUCGCUUUCUUUCUUUUAUUUCCCACUGAUUUUCUCCCUCCUUCUCUCUCCCUUCAUCCUUUUAUCCAAUAUCUUACUCUUUCUUCCUCAAUGUAAAUCUCCCUCUAUCUCUCUAUCUUACCAGUUCUUAUCUAAAUGCCAGCUAUUCCACUUGCUUGAAAUUUCUUUCUCCAGUUCUCUUCCGUUUUCCGUUUCUUUUCUUUUUUCUACCCUUUCCUUCUCGAAAACUCUAUGA